This is a messenger RNA of Empidonax traillii (willow flycatcher), 2728 nucleotides long. RefSeq names its product zona pellucida glycoprotein 1 (gene ZP1). Gene Ontology annotation, biological process: binding of sperm to zona pellucida; prevention of polyspermy. The transcript is spliced from 11 exons. Gene Ontology annotation, cellular component: egg coat. Gene Ontology annotation, molecular function: structural constituent of egg coat; acrosin binding. Bases 17 to 2680 code for a protein of 887 amino acids. The record is from RefSeq and is a predicted model, not a curated record. NCBI's taxonomy places the organism in Eukaryota, Metazoa, Chordata, Aves, Passeriformes, Tyrannidae.
CCUGGCUCAUACCACCAUGGGACGGAGCUUCUCCUUCCUCCUGCUCCUCUUCCUCCUGGCCCCGUGGCCCAGGGCCAGCGUGUCCUUCCUGCGGCACCGCUACACCUGUGGAGAGUUGGGAAUGCAACUCCUGGUAUUCCCGUCCCACGGCCGCUCCGUCCGCUUCAAGGUCCUGGAUGAGUUUGGGACCCACUUUGAUGUGGCAAACUGCUCCAUCUGCCUCCACCGGCUCAACUCUGGGGAGGAUGGAUCCGUCAUCUUCUCCUCUGGAUACAAGGGCUGCCAUGUCCUGCUCCAGGAGAACCGAUACAUCCUGAGGGUGCAGCUGGAGGAGCUGCUUCCCAGUGGGUUCCUGGUCACCUCCUCCGAGGUCAACAUGACCUGCCCAAAGCCGGGUGGCUCCGACACACGCCCGGAUGGCAGCCCGGAGCGGGGCCAGGAUAACGGAAUCCUGGUCUCCCAUGCUGGUCUCCAGCACCACGUCUCCCCGUCCUCCCUCACCCUGGCAGGAUCCCAGCUCUCAUCCCACACCCACUCAGAGCAGGUUCAUGCUGUGGCACGGAAUGAGCCCAGCUUGGUGCUUCCCAGGAUUUCGCCCCACUCCAACCCAGUUCACCCAGGGCUUCCAUCCGAGUCUAAUGGGAUUCGUCCUGUCUCCAAUACCCAGGGGGGCUUCAACCGCCCGGGAGUGCAGCCCUCCCACCUUGGGGGUCAGACCCAGCCAGGCCUUGCAUCCCAAAAUUCUCCCCGUAUGAGGCAUCCUGGGGGUCAAACUUGGCCAGGCCUUCGCCCGCAGUUUGUAUCCCAAAACCCUCCCAGUUUGGUGAAUUCUGGGAGUCAGACCCAGCCAGGGCACUUUCGCCCAGGGUUUGUACUCCCAAACCAUCCCAUUUCAGUGAAUCCCGGGAGUCAGACUCAACCAGGGCUUCGCCCAGGGGUUGUAUUCCCAGACCAUCCCAGUUCACUGAAUCCCGAGGGUCAAAACCAACCAGAACUUCGUCCAGGCCCUGUGUCCCAAAAUUCUCCCCGUCCUGUGCACUUCGAGAGUCAAACCCAGCCAGGGCCUCGUCCAGGGCCGAGGCCAAAUCCUCUCAGUCCGGUGUAUGUUGGGAGUCAGAUCCAGCCAGGGCUUCGUCCAGGGCCUGUAUCCCAAAAUCCUCCCAGUCCAGUGCAUUCUGGGACUCAAAAUCCACCAGGGCUUCGUCCAGGGUUUGUAUUCCAAAACCCUCCCAGUCCAGUGUAUGCCGGGAGUCAGACCCAGCCAGGGCAUCGUUCAGGGUCUGCAUCCCAAAACUCACCUGUUUUGGCUGCUGCUGGUGCUCACCCUCCAGCAGGAUUCCUGCGCCCAGGAUCUCAGCUCCCCAACCAGCCAGGAAUAGCUCAGCCCAGUUUUCCCUCCAGCUCACAAACUGGGCUCCCAAGCUACACUGGGCUGGUCCAUCCUGGCCAUCCCAGUCCGCCUUUAGUGAACCCGCGACUCUCAGCCUGGCCGGGUUUGAUCAGCCCCGGACUCCAGCCUGGAUUGCUGCAUCCUGGGAUCCACACUCCGCCCAGCCUGCUCCAGCCCACGGCACUCUUCUACCCUUCAGGAGGGGCAGGAAUGCAACUGACGCGGGAGCAGUGCCAGGUGCCGGUGGGUCGGAUGCCGUGCGUGGCUCCACAGGGACGGGAUGGCUGCAUCCAGGCGGGAUGCUGCUACGAAGACACGGACCGUGCCACACCCUGCUACUACGGGAACACCGCCACCGUGCAGUGCCUGCGGGAGGGGCAGUUUAUCCUGGUGGUCCCGCGGGGAAUGGCCGUGCAGCCCUACAACCUGGACAGUGUGCGGUUGGCCAGGAGCCAGGCAGGAUGUGAGCCCUUCCGCGUCACCGAGAGCUCUGUCAUGUUCCGCUUCCCAGUCACCCACUGCGGGACCACCCUGCAGGUUAUCGAGGACCGGCUGAUCUACGAGAACCAGCUGAUCUCCACCAUCGAUGUCCAGGGAUCCUCCCGUGGCUUCAUCACCCGCGACAGCGUCUACAUUCUCCAAGCUCGGUGCAUCUACAAUGCCAGUGACUUCCUUCCCUUGGGAAUGGAGGUGGCUGUGCCCCCCACGGCUGCUCCGCUGGCAGUGCCGGGACCGCUGGGGCUCCAGCUCCGGAUCGCCACCGAUGAAUCCUACAGCUCCUACCACCCCAUGGGCGACUUCCCCUUGGUGAGAGUGCUCAGGGACCCCAUUUUCGUGGAAGUCCGGCUGCUCCAGAAGACGGAUCCCAACCUGGUGCUGGUGCUCCACCAGUGCUGGGCCUCUCCUGGCUCCAGUGCCGCUUCCCAGCCCCAGUGGCCCAUCCUGGUGGACGGGUGUCCCUUCCAGGGGGACAAUUACCAGACACAGAUGGUGCCAGUGGGUCCAGCCUCUCCGGAGCUGCCAUUCCCGAGCCACUACCAGCGGUUUGUCAUCUCCACCUUCACCUUUGUGGAGCCUCCCGGGAUGGCCGUGAUGGAGGGAGAGGUGUACAUUUCCUGCAGUGCCUCUGUGUGCCACCUGGCCCAGCCAGAGCCGUGCCGCCCCUCCUGCCAGCUGGGAGCAACCUCACGAGCGCGUCGGUCUCUGGGGAACAGCAGGACGGCUGAUGGAAUGGGAACAGUCACAUCCCUGGGAUGCAUUCUCUUUCCCAAGGUUUCUAGGAGAAGCUGAGGAGGUGAGUGCUCUCUGCUCCCUGAAAACCCCUUCAUCCCAAAACAA